CACAUUGUCAGAGUAAUGCCAAACUCUGUGUGAGUGGGAUGAGCAGAGCAGAUGCUGCAGAGAGAUGCCAAAGCGGCUCCCCUUCCUCUGUGCCUUGGGUUCCUAUAAAUUGCUCCGGCGCGCGUUUGUCAGCCUCCUCUUCUCCUGGCAGGUGGUACCCAGGCAGAAUUCUGCGUUCAGCCUCUCUCGUUCGGCUCUCGCCGCUGCUGGCUAGCUCCUAUCUCCAGCUCUGAGCUUCUCUGAGCGGCUGAUCCUGCGAACAGCCGCCGCUCCGCGCAUCUCGGGGGGCGCCCGACCCGAACUCCCACAGCCCACUAAGGGCUUUUAGGGUGCGCUUCUAUUAGAGUUGUGGUGACUGCAAAAGAAGAAGAAAAAAGAAAAAAGAAAGAAAAAAAGCAAGGGACGAACCCAGCCAGAGAAAGAAAAGAAGCAAGGCCCAGGAAAAAAAAAAAGGCAACUUCAGACGGAAAGUUGGUGCGAACUGGCGCAGUCUGCAAAAAAGGAAAAGUCGAUCGCCGGCAGCAGCGGCAUAAAAGUGUGAGCCGCCCCGGGCGAGCGCAGGAGGCAGCGGCUGGCUCUGCCCUCCGGGUGGCCGCGCAGGCACCCGCGGCAGCCACAGGUGCGAAGGGGCUGGCUGGAGGCGAGAGGGCGCCCUGAGCACCCCUCCCCCAGCCCCCACCCCCGCUCGGGACUUCAGAUCAAGUCACUUGGCGCCCCAGCUCCCUCCCCAGCCGCAGCCUCAGCGGGGGGAGCAGGAGCCGGAGAAGAACGACCGGCGCGCGCCCGCCCAGGGGAGUUGGGGUUUGAAGGGGGAUUGUUUUCGGCUCUGAGGAGGUCCCCGCCCAACCUUCAAAAUUUUGUCCAAAAGCAGACAAGAGGAUCGGCCCGCGCUGAGCCGGCUCGUGGGCAGCAGGAGGCGCCUGAUCGCCGCCGGGGCGCUGGGGGUGGUGAUGGUGCUUCUGCUGGUCAUCCUCAUCCCGGUGCUGGUGAGCUCGGCCGGCACGUCGGCGCACUACGAGAUGCUGGGCACCUGCCGUAUGGUCUGCGACCCCUACGGGGGCACCAAGGCUCCCAGCACCGCCGCCACUCCGGACCGCGGCCUCAUGCAGUCCCUCCCCACCUUUAUCCAGGGUCCCAAAGGCGAGGCCGGCAGGCCGGGGAAGGCAGGCCCGCGUGGGCCCCCCGGAGAGCCCGGACCACCGGGCCCCGUGGGGCCCCCGGGGGAGAAGGGCGAACCUGGCCGCCAAGGCCUGCCGGGCCCGCCUGGGGCGCCUGGCCUGAAUGCGGCCGGGGCCAUCAGCGCGGCCACCUACAGCACGGUGCCCAAGAUCGCCUUCUACGCUGGCCUCAAACGGCAGCAUGAAGGCUAUGAGGUGCUCAAGUUCGACGACGUGGUCACCAACCUCGGAAACCACUAUGAUCCCACUACGGGCAAGUUCACCUGCUCCAUCCCGGGUAUCUACUUCUUCACCUACCACGUCCUGAUGCGCGGAGGGGAUGGCACCAGCAUGUGGGCUGAUCUCUGCAAAAACAACCAGGUGCGUGCUAGUGCAAUUGCCCAAGACGCUGAUCAGAAUUACGACUAUGCCAGUAACAGUGUGGUUCUUCACCUGGAACCAGGAGAUGAAGUCUAUAUCAAAUUAGAUGGUGGGAAGGCCCAUGGAGGAAACAACAACAAAUACAGCACGUUUUCUGGAUUUAUUAUUUAUGCUGACUGAUAAUGCAGAAACUGAGCUUGCUAUUCUGAGUUUGAACGCUGGAUUCGUGUGGCUAACGUCAGUGAAUCAAGGAUCCCGGGGGAUGCCGAUUGCAGGGCAUCUCGGUUGUGUAAAUGUGGGGAGAUCAAAUGCUACCUGACUCACAUCUGUAUCACUCAGACACAUUAUGUAAAAAAGUAAUUUAACGCAAGAUAAGCAGAUGUGUGAUCUACUACCGCCAAAGCAAAUACUCCUUAUUGUUAGUGUCCAUGUGAAUGAAGUCCUAUAUAGACCACAAAUUUUUAUAGAAAAAUCUAAGACACUGAAUUAUUUCUUCGAUAUCAAUGAUACUUUGGUGUACCGUGAUCUUGCUGCUUUUAUCCAUGUGUCAGCUUUGGUUUUUGUGAGUUCACCUGCUUAAUAAGAUACUUGGAGUCUAUUUGUAGUGUGGGGAGGAGUCAUUUUACCCUGCAGGAGAAGGUCUAAUUGAAGUAAUGCUGCUUGUCCCCAAAGAUAUUGUUUGCCUUGUACUCUUGUUAACUUUAGAGCUAGACCUGGGAAUGAUUCAACUUCAAGCCUUAACCUGGAAUUUUCUGGAUUUGUGGGAAUUCCCAAGCCUGUGAUCAUUUUCCCAUUUUUUUCUUUUCAUGUGAAUUUUCUUUUCUCUCUUUUCUGGUGAUAGUCUUAAGAAAAUAGAGAUUGAAAUUGUAUCAUAGGAUUACCCUCUAAGUGUGAAAAUGUGUAAUUAUGUAUGGUAUUUAGAACCCCCCUGUGUGUCCAUUUCGUCAAUAGAAUACAUUUAGACUAACUUGAACAGUCAGAGAAAUUUAUUCUUUGGUAUGAAGUCAGAUGGAGGCUUUUGCCUUCUUUGGAACAAAAGAUUGUUCAUAACCUAAGGCACAAAGGUUUAAUUUGAGCUACUGCAUGCGUCAUCAAGGGGACAGUAUGUAAGGCCUUCAAACAGUUACCGCAAAUCCAUGGCCUGAGCUUAUUUCAAACUUAACAGUUUCACAUAGAACCAAUAUGAAAACAAAGUGUAUAUAUUUUAUAUAAAUAUCUGCCACACACUUAUUUAUAUACAUAUAUGUUAGAUGAAAUAUUAUAUAUACAUGGCUUCAGUCCACUAGGCACGGUGGCUGUACAGCUCAAAAAAGUAAUUUAAAAAGUAUCUAUGUAUCACACAGAACCAUGCACAAAUUAUUUGACUUAUUUUAGAUUGAAAUAUAUUUUAGAUGAUACAAAUAUGUAGAGUAGCAAAACAAUAAAAGUGACUUCUCUUUAAGAGUUAUCCAGGCAAUGAAAUCACAGUAGAUUCAAAUGCCCCACAUCACACAUGUGUGAGUUAGUUGAUCCCAUGGUUACUGUAUUCCAUAUGCAGUCGAUAUUUUAACUGCAUUCUCUGGCAGACCAUUAACAAGGGACUUGAGGAAGCAAGCAGAGCUCCUUCACAAUGUCUAUGAAACAUACACAUUUGAGUAGUCAAUUCUUUCUUUUCUUUCUGGCAGAUUGAAGCUGACAGUAUAGUGCAGACCCAUUCUCUCUAGUUAAAACACACUGCCAAGAGCUAGCUCUUUAAUCUAAGGGAGAGAUCAAAAUGCAUGAGAAUACUUCCUACCAACACACAACUUCCCCUCUUACAAUGGAAAAUCUGUUCCCCUUUCAGUUGCCUUUGACAAGUAGGUUUCAAAACCAGAGAUUUAAAAAUCUGCUUGCUUUAUUGGUGAAGGACAUUUGCAUUUUCCCCUUUAAAGGAAUUGGGCUGUUCCCCUGGCUCAUUUUACUUCGGUACUUUUUGUUCUAAUACACAGAGAGCUUGAUCAGCUAUGAUCAACUGAAAUAGCUUUAGUUUAGCAAAACUCGAUCCAAGAGUUACGCAUGGUGUUCCCAUCUAAAGGUGGUGUUUGCUGUGUUUAAAUGCCUUUGGUCUGAGUAACUGUCAUGAUUUAUAUGAUAAAAAACACUUAGAUCAUUCAUAAAGAGUAGUGACUAAUUUGAUUUGACCCUUCUAAUAUGUAAGGUAACUCACAAAUGAAUUGCCACUGUUUUAAUUUCUAUUUAACGGCAUAUAUUUAUCAAAGAUGGAUUGGCGGCAAGGGGUUAGAGAUUUGUCUUAGGUAUCAAAUCACAUAGUGAGGAUUCAAGGGAUUAACUUAUAAACAACAGUGUACAUCAGUUAAGCGUUUUAACUAAUAUUUUUGAAAAGGCUUUAUUAGCAAAGAACUUCAUGGCUGGAUCUCUUCUAAAGAGUAGUAUUUACAAACAGACUGUCAUUUCCAAUAGACCUGACCUUUUCUUGGAUAAAUAAGCAUUAUUUUCUCUGUUUAGGCCUGAGGAAAAAAAAAUAAAAGGUAAAUGAAAUAAAGGGACUAUAUAUAAGGCAAGCAUUUCUCUUUUUCUUUGCAUUAUAACUUAUGAAUUAAUUAAAUUGUGGCCUUUGUUAUUAUAACUGUAAUGAUUCAUUAAACUAUAUUAUGUAAUAUA
Molecule: messenger RNA, 4178 nt
Organism: Peromyscus maniculatus bairdii (prairie deer mouse)
Lineage: Eukaryota; Metazoa; Chordata; Mammalia; Rodentia; Cricetidae
Gene: C1ql3
Product: complement C1q like 3
Molecular function (GO): protein binding
Source: RefSeq, a predicted model, not a curated record